UCAAGCCUGUACAUUAUAGCUCAACCGAAGCACAACUCCAUAUAAUACGUUUCUUUCUUAGUGUUCAAGUCAAUGUGUUCAUCGUCAGCACCGGCGCAUGGCCAUCACGGCUGAUUAAGCGCAAGCAUGAGAAUCCCUUCCGCUCCACGAAACACCCGACAAUGGCUGACAAACUUCACUCUAGACCGCUGCUUGCUGAUGCGGAUCAAGGCCUGGUCCCCUCGCCAAAUUGCCAUGGUGGUGCUAGACCCGGUGUUUGCAACCUGUUAUCGGUUAGUAGUGCCGACGAAGCCUGGGAACAAUCCUUCAUGGGCCUUCUCUGGCAUUGUGACGGGGGUAACAAAGCUACUGUCCUACGUCACCAUCUCGCCUGGAGUAUGUGAUAUUCGUCCGAAAAUGCGAUCGUCUUAAGUUGUGCAACUGGAGCAAAAUCACGUGCCGAACUUUCUGUACGGAAGUCCGUCGUAGAAUCGAAGGUAA
This is a messenger RNA of Colletotrichum acutatum, 480 nucleotides long. RefSeq lists its product as uncharacterized. Lineage: Eukaryota; Fungi; Ascomycota; Sordariomycetes; Glomerellales; Glomerellaceae. The transcript has a single exon. Bases 127 to 411 code for a protein of 94 amino acids. The record is from RefSeq and is a predicted model, not a curated record.